Stomoxys calcitrans (stable fly) is the source of this 808-nucleotide messenger RNA. RefSeq names its product nucleolar protein 16. The transcript has 3 exons. Bases 114 to 707 code for a protein of 197 amino acids. Gene Ontology annotation, cellular component: nucleolus. The record is from RefSeq and is a predicted model, not a curated record. Gene Ontology annotation, biological process: ribosomal large subunit biogenesis. Lineage: Eukaryota; Metazoa; Arthropoda; Insecta; Diptera; Muscidae.
UUCUCUCUGCUCUCUUCCGUAACACGUGCGGUAAACAUUGUUGAUUGUCCGUGUAUUUUUUAUAUUAUUUAAGCGUUAUUUUACUAUAUCGUAUAGUUAACUAAUAAAACAACAUGAAAAUUCGUAGAAAUCAUCGUCAAAAGCGUUAUCGCUAUAAUGUGAACAGGAAAACCCUCAAUAAAACCCGGUCAUCUACAGGAAAAAUUAAGGAUCCCGCUUUUAAGAAGCUAUGGGAAGAAACUAAAAAGCCCGGCACCAACUUUCGUGAAAUGGGAUUAUCCUCAAAUCCAAAUAAAACGGUACCCAUACCAAAUUUUAAAUCAGAUCGUCUGAAGAUGACAAAAAUUGUUAAUGGUUUUGUGGAAGAGGAAAUUUCCGAUCAAGAUACUAAACCAACACCAAAGAGAGGUCAUAUUGUAAAUGAGAUGGAGGAAAUGGCCAAGCAGAGGGGAGAUUCCAAACUUAGAUUACCAAAAGGCAUAGUUAACCAUCUUACCUAUUUCUUGGACAAAUAUCAAUUUAACUACAAAGCUAUGGUUACCGAUAGACGUAAUCAUGAUCAAUGGACAUGGAAACAAUUUCGUAUGAAAAUCAAACAAUUUAUGAAUAUUCCAGAACAGUUCAACACAUACUUGGAAAAGAAGAAUCUACCGGUAAAUAAAAAGCUGGAUUGGCCAGAAUACGAUUCGGAUAGUGAAUGGAAAUAGAAUGCUAAGGGGUGGUGAGAAGGCUUUGAUAGUAUGUAAGUUAAAGUUUUUUUUUUUUAUAAUAAUUGUAAAUUAAAAAUAAAAAAAGUAUACAAACGUAA